Messenger RNA from Candoia aspera, 2251 nucleotides. RefSeq names its product zinc finger protein 287-like. The transcript has 5 exons. NCBI's taxonomy places the organism in Eukaryota, Metazoa, Chordata, Lepidosauria, Squamata, Candoiidae. The coding region runs from base 62 to 2251 and encodes 729 amino acids. The record is from RefSeq and is a predicted model, not a curated record. Gene Ontology annotation, molecular function: RNA polymerase II cis-regulatory region sequence-specific DNA binding; DNA-binding transcription factor activity, RNA polymerase II-specific. Gene Ontology annotation, biological process: regulation of transcription by RNA polymerase II.
CGCUUCGAGGCUCCUCCCCUUUCCUCGAAAGGGGAUUUUGAAUUUAUUAACAGGGGAAUUAAUGUUUUGCUGGCACGCAUGUGGGAAGGAUCCUCUGGCAAGGCUAAUUUCUCUAAAUUCACCUGCACCUAGAGGAACUUCAGUCCUUUUGAAAUCAGUGGGGUCAAAGGUACUAAUUCUGGUGCACAGUUGGAGGCUGGACAUUGGUCUUGAUGCUCUCCUGUGGAAAGCAAGCAAGGAUUUAGGCCCGUGUGGGCAGAAUUGGCAUAAGCCUGUCCCAAGUGAAGAAAUGUCAGUCAGGCAGAAGGCAGAGGCCGAUGCAGGACUGUGUAUUGAGCCUGUGGAAAAGGAAGUGUUAAAAAAUGGAAGCAGCUCUCUCUGCCCUGCACAGCUGGGGACAAUCAGGGAGUUUGCAAGUUGGGCUGUGCCAGGACAGAUGGGAUCAGAAGCUGAGGAUGGAUUGGCCCACCGCUGGAAAGCCCAGUGGCAGGAGAAUUGGGAAAAUGAGUUGCCAAACACCAUACAGUGGGAAGUUACCAAGUCCUUGCUGGUUCCUUCCAAAAAGACAGCUGAUUUUGGCAGAAGGCCCCGUGGAGAAGAGGCUGAUGGACCUUGGUUGGGUCUUGAUGGAGUCCUGAAGGCCUUUCCCAACCAGAAAGAAUCUGAGGAGAUGGGAGAUAAGGGAAUAGCAACCUCAGAAAUCCUGAGGAAAGGUAUAGCUGACACCGAGAUCCGACGCCAGCAUUUCCGGCUGUUCUGCUACCAGGAGGCUAAGGGGCCCCGAGAUGCCUAUAACCAACUCCAGGAGCUUUGCCAUCAGUGGCUGACCCCAGAGAAUUGCACCAAGGAGCAGAUCCUGGAGUUGCUGAUCCUGGAGCAGUUCCUGGCUGUCCUCCCACUGGCAAUGCACAGCUGGGUCAAAGAAGGUGGUCCCGAGUCCUGCCUCCAAGCGGUGGCUCUGGCUGAGGAUUUCCUGAUGGGACAGCAGAAGAUCGAGGGAGGGGAAGAACAGACGCUGAGAACAUCCACAGACACGGCCACAAGCUUUGGCGGAACAGAGCGUGCUUGUCCAGAGGUCUGCAGAGAAGUCAAGCAGGAGAACUGCAAGCUUGCUGGCUUAUUGCUUCCAGGAAGUGAUGAGCAGGGGAAUGGGCUAAAUGUGGGGAGAUCAGAGUCUGAAGUUAGCCUUGGAGAUCCAAGUGACCCAGAGAAACAGGUCAAAAAUCCUGAGGAAAACUGGAACAGAAAAUCUGUUGCAAGUUCCUGGGAUGAACACCCUGAAAUUGCAACCCUACAGUCGAAGGCAAUAAAGGCAUCUGAGAAACAUCGCUCUCUGAAAUUAGCGGCUAAAAGGUAUCCGAGUAUCCACAGUGGACCAAAGCUACAUAUAUGCUCCGAGUGCGGGCAGACCUUCACACGCAAAGCCAACCUUUUCCGGCACCGUCAACUUCACACGGGGGAAAAGGCCCACCUGUGCAUGGUGUGUGGGCGGAGCUUCACUCGGAAAGAAAACCUGGCCAGGCACAUGCGAGUUCACACAGGCCAUGGAAGACUGGUUCAAAAUGAGGGAGAACCAACUCAGGCAUCCUUGAAAGGAACCAAAGUGGCCGAGCUUGAGACCCAGGGUGGACAAAAGAGAAAGGAGAGCCGCCAAGCAGGGAACAGGAGGGAUGAAUGCCUGGGGGACCAAGAGGGCACCUACUUGGGAAUCACAAUCCCACAAAUUGGCACAAGGAAUACCUGCCCCAUUUGUAGGAAAAGCUGCACUUGCCGAUCCACCUUCAACAGGUGUCGACAAACUGCAGAUACCAGUGAGAGGCCACACCAGUGUUUUGAUUGUGGGAAAAGUUUCACUCGGGGAGCUAUCCCCAGCCAGCAGCAGCACGCCGAGGACCUCAGUGAGACGUUGCAUUGCUGUGGUGACGGCAACGAACCAUUCAGCCAGGCGUUGCCUGAGGAGAGGAAGCCCGAGGCCAAGGAUGCGAGAAGGCCGUGCCUCCAGUAUGAGAAGAAAGAUAAUUUGGACCCCAGCCUUCAACUUCAUGGGGACACUCACAAAGAGAAGAGGCCCUUUAGAUGUCCGGAUUGUGACCGGAGCUUCAACUGUGGCUCCCACCUUCUGAGGCACCAGAGAAUCCACACGGGGGAGAAGCCGUACGGAUGCUCGGCUUGCGGGAAGAGCUUCCGGCAGAAUGCGCACCUGGUCAAACAUCAGAGGACUCACAGGCAGCCUGUGCCGUAUUUUUGCUGA